AUGCUAAGAGCAGGCAAAGAAAUCCACCAGCAAACCAGGUCUUCCCCAGCCCAACAAACAGGAGAAUGGAACAGAAAACCUGAUAUGGGCGAUAAGGUUUUCGGCAAGCUGCAUUAUGCAGCCUUUAAUGUUUACUGCUACCCAAAGAUACAUAUGACAAAAUCCACAUUGAGUUCUCAAGAAAAACAGCAGCAUUACUGCUCAGAGUGUCCAGUCUGGCUGAGAUCCCAAGCAGCUGGCCUGAAGCAGUAUGCCCUGGAUAGAAAGCAGUUGGUUUUUGAUGUCCCAGCAUUUCUGGAAGAGGAAAAGAAGCUGGGGAAUCAACCGAUUGGGAACUAUAGUCCAGACAAAAUACCUUGUCAACACUGUAGUCAAAAACAGAAAUGGAUUGAAAUCCAGGAAAGUGUUUUUUGUGUCUGGUUCAUUUCCAGCCAGCAUACACUGGGAGAGAAGCAGCUAAAGACCAUGCAGAAAAAUGUGGCAGGCCCGAAGGCUCAAUGUAAAAAAUGGCUUCCAGGCCUGACAGAGGAUAGUAAAGCUGGUUGCAGUAUCUGUUCAGUAUCUCGUGAUUCCUCUGCCCUUCAGGUGAACGAGGCCGAGGAAGAGCGCCUGCGCAGCGAACGGGAGCACCAGCGAGUCACCCAGCUCUGCCAGCAGGCUGAGGCGAAGGUGCAGUCGCUCCAGAAAUCCCUCAAGCGAGUCAUUCUGAAGAGCAAGCCCUACUUUGAGCUGAAGGCUCAGUUCAACCAAAUCCUGGAGGAGCACAAGGCCAGGGUGACGUCCCUGGAGCAGCAGGUCUCCCAGGCCAAGAUGCGCUAUUCCGUAGCCCUGCGCAACCUGGAGCAGAUCAGCGAGCAGAUCCAUGCGCGGCGGCUCCAACGCUUGGUCGGACGGCGCGCUUCCCCAGUUGGUGCUGAAGCCAGCCCAGCGAUACUGUACGGCGGGAUGGUGCUACCUCCAGAGCCCGUCACCUCGUCCGACACGCUCUCGGUCCUCAGCUUCCAGACCAUCGCCUCCGACUUGCAGAAGUUUGACUCGGUUGAGCACCUGAUGGGCCUGUCUGAUGCUGCUAGUCUCAACAGUGAUGAGCUGGAGGAAAGGGAGCAGCGGCGGAUGGCUCAGCCCCACUCCUUUAAACACCACCGCAGCAUCAGCCUCUGACCUGCUCCUUCUCCCGCCGCCCCUUUAAGUCCCGGCCUUCAGAAGAAGGUUGAGGGGGGAAGUGCUGGUUCCCAGGCACUAGAAGAAGUUGCAAGCGGAGGCAUGGAUUCCAUAAUGGUUUUUGACCUCAUCCAUCUGCAGUGUUGAUUUUUCCACUCCACUAUAGGUGCAAAUCCCAGAUUUUCUGCCCUUAAUCUUAAUUUAAACCCCACCUCGGGGGUUCAUGUCCCAGUCCCAGGUUCCCCCCCACCCCGAUUUUAGCAUUCUUAAUCCCACCCCAUCUGAUCUAUCAAGCUGCCAUCUCCCCAAGCAUGCCCCUCUUCCCUGGGAGCAUUGCAUGCCGGAAGUAAUCUGCAACUUUGCACUUUUAUCCUGGCUUGUUGGAUCCCUGGUGAUGUAGUUAUGCUCAGCUGCUGGCAGGCUGGUCUAGAAGCAGAGAGGGGAGGGGAGAGAGGGAGGGAGAGAAAGAGAGAGAGAGAGGUGUGGGAGGGAAGCAACUUUGCUCCUUUUAAUCUUUCUUUGAGGGGAGGGGGCGAAGAGGAAUAUAGGUGGGAUGUAGAGCUAUUAGUGUAGAAAUGCUCCCCCCCCCCAGGCGCCUCUCACUGCCUUUGAGAGAGAACUUCCCACACUGCUUUCCCGCAAGGCUAUAGAUGACAAUAAAUGGCUUGUUUAAAGAAGAACUCUGGUGCCCCACAGGGCUUCUCACUAUCACCCAUAACUGACAAGGCAUGCUAUUUGUCCCUCCUUUGCAACAGAGGGCACACACACACACACACAGACACACACACAGACACACACACACACACAAGCAAGAUGGCAGCCACCCGCCUCUUUCUAAGCUCCUCCUAAGCAGAGAUGCGCCGUCUUGCCUCAUUGCAAAAUCCAAUGGAGAAACUGGCACCGCGUUGGUACUGCCCAGCACUCCCAGGAGAGGAAGAGAUGUGGGGGCAGGAGGCUCCUUCCACCCGAAAGGCCCCCACCUACUCAAUACCCCUCAGCACAAUCAUUCCUGCCGCGCCUGUUGCUCUUUUACUCUUCCAAUCAUUUGCACUAGCAAAAGUGGCAAAAGAGGGGACCGGGUGUUUUUUUUUCCUUCCGUUUUUCCAGCAGUUCCCCCCUUCCCCCCCUUCUUUCCAUGCCUUUUGGCGGGUAGGGAAGGGGGCAGGCAGGUGAGGAGCAGUUUCUGCCAUUCUAAACAAAUUUGCUGGACUUUUGGCUGUGAUGAGAACUUGCCGGUUUGAGGCAGCCAUACAGCAACUCUUGUUCAUGUUUGUUUGUGUGUGUGUGUGUAUGUGUGCGCGUACGCGGGGGUGUGUGGAGGUUUGUAUGACCGGCUUAUGCUGUGUAAUUUUAUUUAAAGUAAAAUUUAUGCCCUAUCAAGUGA
This is a messenger RNA of Thamnophis sirtalis, 2545 nucleotides long. Lineage: Eukaryota; Metazoa; Chordata; Lepidosauria; Squamata; Natricidae. The record is from RefSeq and is a predicted model, not a curated record.